UCUCAUGCCACAAAAGUCCACCGAAGUAUGCAGUGGAUGGAAUAGGGGAUCAAAGUCAAAUUUACAUGAACACGCAAACAUACUAAAAAAACUUGAUUAAACAAUGAAACAGGUGAAACAACCAUUUUGAGUUUCUGAACAUGACAAUGAGCAACCAUACAUGUUAUCAUGCAUGUCUUGCAAUACAAACUACGUUUCUGAUUUUGCUGGCUCUUUGUCAAGCCACUUCAGGGCAAACACAAGCCGAGGCCCUUCUCAAGUGGAAACAAAGUCUUCCCAACCAACCCAUUUUGGAUUCAUGGGUGAUGAAUUCCACUACUAGCCCAUGUUCAUGGAGAGGUAUUACUUGUGACUCUCAAGGCACUGUCACAAUAAUAAACUUGGCUUACACAGGACUCACAGGUACCCUUCAAAACUUGAACUUUUCUUUUUUCCCCAACCUUCUACGUCUUGAUCUCAAAGAAAACAACCUCACUGGCCCCAUACCACAAAACAUUGGAGUCCUCUCAAACCUCCAAUUCCUUGACCUUUCCUCCAACUAUCUCAAUGGCUCUCUUCCUCUUUCCAUUGCCAAUUUGACUCAAGUUCAUGAGCUUGAUGUUUCAAGAAAUGAUAUAACAGGGAUACUAGACCCUCGCUUAUUUCCUGAUGGAUCUGAUAGCCCCAAAAGUGGACUAAUUGGUAUCAGGAAUCUCCUCUUCCAGGAUACCCUUCUAGGUGGCACAAUCCCAAAUGAAAUAGGUAACAUAAGAAACUUGACUCUGCUAGCUUUAGAUGGAAACAACUUCUAUGGGCCUAUUCCUCCUUCUCUAGGCAAUUGCACACAUCUAAGCAUUCUUAGAAUGCCUGAAAACCAACUCACAGGUCCAAUACCUCCAAGUAUUGGUAAAUUGACCAACUUAACUGAUGUGAGGUUUCAAAUUAACAACUUAAAUGGUACGGUGCCACGAGAAUUUGGAAACUUGUCUUCCUUGAUUGUGCUGCAUCUUGCUGAGAACAACUUUGUUGGUGAAUUACCACCACAAGUGUGCAAGAGUGGCACACUUGUGAAUUUCAGUGCAGCCUACAAUAGCUUCACUGGCCCACUUCCAAUGAGUCUUAGAAACUGCCCUGCCUUGUAUAGAGUUAGACUUGAAUACAACCGGUUGUCAGGUUAUGCAGAUCAGGAUUUUGGAGUGUAUCCUAACCUCACUUAUUUGGACUUCAGCUAUAAUAGAGUGGAAGGUGACAUCUCUCCAAAUUGGGGUGCUUGCAAAAACUUGCAAUCUCUCAACAUGGCUGGGAAUGCAAUUAGUAGCAACAUUCCAGGUGAGCUUUUUCAGUUGGACCAACUACAAGAGCUUGACCUAUCCUCAAACCAAAUAUCAGGAGAGAUUCCACCACAGAUAGGAAACUCCUCCAACUUGUAUGAAUUGAAUUUGAGUGACAAUAAACUCUCUGGGAUGGUACCACCAGAUAUUGGAAAGCUUUCCAAUUUGAGAUCCUUAGACCUCUCUAUGAACAUGCUGUUGGGACCAAUCCCAAAUCAAUUAGGGGACAUCUCCAACUUGCGGAAUUUAAAUCUGAGCAACAAUGACUUUAAUGGCACAAUCCCCUACCAAGUUGGAAACCUUGCACAAUUACAAGAUUUUUUGGACUUGAGUUACAAUUCACUUUCAGGAGAAAUUCCUUCUGAUGUUGGGAGGCUUUCAAAUUUGAUAAGCUUGAAUAUUUCUCACAACAAUCUGUCAGGUUCUAUCCCUGACACAAUUAGUAAAAUGUUGAGUUUGUCAGCCAUCAACCUCUCUUACAACAAUUUGGAGGGUCCAGUUCCCGAAGGUGGAAUAUUCAACUCUUCUCAUCCCCUUGAUUUGAGCAACAACAAAGGUUUAUGCGGAAAUAUUCAAGGUUUGCAACCUUGUAAUGUCUCUCUCACUAAACCUGAUGGUAGAUCAAGUAACAAAAAGAAGGUUGUGAUCCCUAUUGUUGCUUCCUUGGGAGGUGCUCUUUUUGUUUCUUUGGUGUGCAUUGGGAGUGUUUUCUUUUGCUAUAAGAGAAAUUCAAGAACUCGAAGGCAAAAAAGUUCAAUCAAAAUACCAAAUCCAUUUUCCAUUUGGUACUUUAAUGGUAGAGUUGUGUAUGGAGACAUAAUAGAAGCUACCAAGAACUUUGACAACCAGUAUUGCAUUGGGGAAGGAGCACUAGGAAAAGUUUACAAAGCGGAGAUGAAAGGACGUCAAGUAUUUGCUGUAAAGAAGUUGAAGUGUGAUGCAGAUAACUUGGACGUUGAGAGUAUAAAAAACUUUCAGAAUGAGGUUGAAGCCAUGACAGAAACACGCCACAGAAACAUUGUCAAGCUAUAUGGAUUUUGCUGUGAAGGGAUGCACACUUUUUUAAUUUAUGAAUAUAUGGAUAGAGGGAACUUAUCUGAAAUGCUGAGAAAUGACACGGAUGCAUUGGAACUAGAUUGGCCUAAGAGGGUUGACAUUAUCAAAGAUGUAGCAAGUGCUUUGUCCUAUAUGCAUCAUGAUUGUGCUCCACCUUUAAUCCACAGAGACAUAUCAAGCAAGAAUAUUUUACUGUCCUCCAAUCUGGAAGCUCAUGUCUCAGAUUUUGGAACUGCAAGGUUUCUGAAGCCGGAUUCGCCUAUUUGGACAUCAUUUGCCGGCACAUUUGGCUAUGCUGCUCCAGAGCUUGCUUACACAAUGGCAGUGACCGAGAAAUGUGAUGUGUUUAGCUUUGGCGUUUUGGCUUUUGAGGUGCUUACGGGAAAGCACCCUGGUGACCUUGUUUCCUACAUACAAACAUCUAGUGAGCAGAAAAUAAACUUCAAAGAGAUUUUAGACCCUCGCCUCUUGCCUCCUCCUAAGAGCCAUAUUUUGAAGGAAUUGGCAUUGAUUGCCGACCUAGCACUUUCAUGUCUACAAACAAAUCCUCAAUCUAGACCAACUAUGCGGAGCAUAGCUCAGCUCCUUGAAAUGGAGACUGCAGAGCAGACAUGAGUGAUUGUUUUCACUUGCAUAACUAGCAAUGUGUUAAGGCAGUAAAACUUUUCCUUUAUUUUUUUCCUGUUGUAAUUAAUUAUUGUUGUUUGUAUUA
Molecule: messenger RNA, 3078 nt
Organism: Cajanus cajan (pigeon pea)
Lineage: Eukaryota; Viridiplantae; Streptophyta; Magnoliopsida; Fabales; Fabaceae
Biological process (GO): protein phosphorylation
Molecular function (GO): protein kinase activity; ATP binding; protein binding
Source: RefSeq, a predicted model, not a curated record